UCCGUUGUUCAUGUGGCUAACUUGCCUUGAUGCAGUCGUCGCUAGCUACACAAACAUGGCUCUGGUAUAUUAUCAGACUACAGAUCUUAAUGAUACGUAAAAAGGGAAAAAUGCGACCAUCAAUAAGAACCGUGCCAAGCGUAAAGCUGUAUAUGGAGAGUCGAUAUAUUGUGAAGCUGGUUAGCUCAGUGUAGCCUUUUGUGACCGUGUUUACACACAGCUAGGUUAGCUCUCUAGUUGGCUAAUAUAGGCUAGCAAAAUGGACCUUGGAACAAUGUUAUACAACAAUUUAAAAGAUGUUACAUGGAGCACGACGUCCCUGCCACUAGAUCAACUUGUCAGUGCUUAUAGACUGCCUCAGAUUGUCAAGCUGGACAACGGUCAGUUGGUUGAAGGGCUCAGAGACAAUGACUACCUCUUGAUUCAUUCCUGCCGUCAGUGGACGACUAUUACUGCUCACAGUCUAGAGGAGGGACACUAUGUCAUUGGGCCCAAAAUAGAGAUCCCAGUACACUAUGAAGGUCAGUUUAAGCUUCUGGAGCAGGACAGAGACGUUAAGGAACCUGUGCAGUACUUCAACAGUGUGGAGGAGGUGGCCAAAGCAUUCCCUGAGAGAGUCUACGUCAUGGAGGAAAUCACAUUCAAUGUUAAGAUGGCUUCAGGGGAAUGCAAUGAAGACACAGAAGUUUACAACAUUACACUAAGCACUGGCGAUGAACUGACAUUAAUGGGCCAGGCUGAGAUCCUCUAUGCGAAGACCUCCAAAGAAAAAUCCAGAUUCAACACUAUUUUUAAGAAGAUUGGGAAGCUCAACUCCAUCAGUAAGAUCGGUCGAGGCAAGAUGCCUUGUUUGAUCUGUAUGAACCAUCGGACCAACGAGAGCAUCAGCCUGCCUUUCCAGUGUAAAGGCAGGUUCAGCACGUGUAGUCCUCUGGAGCUUCAGAUGCAGGAUGGCGAGCACACCAUCAGGAACAUCGUGGAGAAAACACGUCUCCCAGUCAACGUCACAGUACCCAGCAGCCCACCCCGCAAUCAGCAUGACCUCCACCUGAUUCGGGAGGGUCAUCGCUAUAAAUUGGUCAACAUUCAGACGAAGACAGUGGUUGUGUGCUGCAUUCUGCGAAGCAACAAAAUCAUCCCCAUCCAUUUUCCGCUUCACAUGGCCAUGCCUAGAUUUAUUGUUCCAGAGGAACUGCUGCAAGGAGAGUUGUGGCUUGACACUAUGGUACAUCGCUGGUUCUCCUUCUGCCAGGAGCAGUUUGACAUAGACGACUAUUCUCGUGCCGUCCGGGAUGUGCGGACAGACUGGAACGACGAUGGAAAGAGCCCUAAGAAAAGCAGUGGGAAUGGUAGCUGUGGUGGAAGCAGCGGAGGCAGCAGCAGCUCCAACGGGUGUCCCAGCCACAUGCAGAUACCCAGCUCUUUGACUUACGCCCGGGAUGAACUCACCCAGUCCUUCCACCGACUCUCUGUGUGUGUGUACAGCAGCAACCUGCACGGUAACAGUGAGGUCAACCUGCAGGGCUGUAUGACACUGUGUGGAGACUGGGCUCUUCUGCCCUCUGACAGCAUUCCUUCAGACUCAGGAGAAAAUGAACACUUUUUCCCUGAGCUGCUGGACAGCACGAGCCAACAACCAUCCCUCAACAAGUCGGAUGUCCCCUAUGAGGAGCUGUGGUUGGAUCACUUGAGAGGUCAGAUCCCAAAACCCUCUUUAAGUGAGGGAAUCCGAGGCAUCAACAAUGGCUGCGGUACAACAGCAGCCCUGUCAUACCCGGUCACCUGUCCUCUUGGGGCAGUAACUAGUCCAGAUGUCUCUCUUACUCCACCACCUGUCCCACCCAAGUCUGAGGCUGUGAAGGAAGAAUGUCGCCUUUUGAACGCCCCGCCAAUCCCUCCACGGAGUUUGAAACAGAUGCCAUCGGUGCCCAUCCUGUCAAAGCCACGGCAGCAAGAGACUCGGUCUCCAAGUCCAACCCUCUCCUACUAUUCUUCUGGUCUCCACAACAUUGGAGCAUGUGAACAAGAAGUAGCUGACCCACAAGAGCAAAGCCAUGUGUGCUACCCCUGUAACUGGGGUAAAUCCAACAGCACUGAGCCAAAUGCUACUUUGCCCAGUGGUAGCCUGCCAUCAGAUGGAAUGUCCUCCAGGUUGUCUUGGCCAAAUAACUUCAGUGGAGGAGAAUCACACUGUAUGGAGGAAUUUCUACCAGCCAGCUGUCGGAGUUACUACAGUUACCCCAGAAAGAGAUCCCCGAGCACCCCGAAAACCUGUACAUCGAGCCUUGUUGACUUUGAUGGCCGAGAGCAUGCACACAGCAGUAAGGACUUCAGGUUGCAGAAUGCUUCUCUGAAUCAGUUCUGCACAAAAUCGUCGAGUUACAAUUCAGAAAUGUACAGAGACAAGCCGAUAGAAGAAUCUAACACUAAGCAGAGCCUCUCUUGCCCCAUCUUGCCCCCGAGAACGCCAAAAUCAAAUGCCAUAAAGAAGUGCACAGACUUACUGUUGGGGUCAGUCUGUGACAGUAAGCAGGAAACUUCAAAUUGUUCACUCACUCAACCUGAGCACAGCACCAAAGAGAUUUAUUCUAUCUCUAACUCAUUAACUCUCAACUGUCCACCCUUUUCUCCCACUGCGCAGUGGCAGCCCCCCUCCAGCCUGGCUGGCCUCUCUAUUGAAGAGGUGUCCAAAUCUCUGCGAUUUAUCGGCCUGCCAGAUGACAUUGUUUCUCUUUUUGUGUCUGAGAAGAUCGAUGGGAAUUUACUCCUGCAGCUCACUGAGGAGAUUUUGUCUGAGGACUUUAAGCUGAGCAAACUGCAGGUGAAGAAACUCAUGCAGUUCAUAAAUGGGUGGAGACCCAAGAUAUAACUAACAGUAUAUGACACUAAAGCCUGCUGUAAAGCAGAGAACGUCAUGCCUUCAGUAUAUAUGCUAUGCACACCAAGCCACAAAGAGUUUCUUUUGUAUAAUAUGAAUUUAUUUCCUUGUUACUACAUUGUGGAAAGAUAGUUGGGUAAUACUUCCCAGCUCACUUAAAGUUUGUGACUCCUACUUGCUAACUGAAUGGAAUCAUUUGGCACUUUGAUGAAGACAUUUUCAUGUCAACCACUUAGGACUUUUUCACCCACAGCCGACUAGUGUUCAUGUCACUACACAAACCAACAAAUUCAAAAGGAAAACACUGACGAGACGAGGACAGGAAAACAUUAGAUCUAAGAGACCUGCUUGAUGAGGACAUUGUGUGAUUCUGUUCUUAAAGGGGAAAAUCACAGCGUUUCUGCUGUUUCAAGGAUUUUUAAAAGAGCACAAACCAGAGAAUGGGCUGUAGUGUUUUCUGUUCGUGGAUACACAGCUGAAAAUGUGGCUGGGUUUGAUAACACCACUAAAAAGGAUGGUAAUUGAAUUUUCAAAAAAAACUUAAUGAUGAUGAGCUUACAUCUCAAGCACGACAUUCUAUAGAUAUGCAGUUAGUGACAUUUGAUGAAUGCUCUGCUUUUAGUUUUUGUAUGGGGUUUAUUCACACAUUGGUUUUCAUAAGGUCAGGAACAUGACAGAAAGUUACUGCGAGCAUAUUUCUAAACAUCAGAAAUCAACACAGGAAAAAUUGAAUUCACGACUGCUGAAUCAAGUCAAACGAACCAGCUGCUAACAGGUACUGACAUCUACUUGUGUUCUUUUAAAAAUCUACCCCUUUAAGCUCUUCUUAAACUCAAAGCUUCAUCUGCAUCAGUAAUAGUCAGUGAUGAGCCUGUGGUAUCAUACUGAUGUACUGUUCCUCAGAAAAUUAAUUGAAAAAAAUGACAUUGAGUAAGAAUCCUGCUUUAAGUGAUUUGUGUCAUUUAAUUUUUGAAGACAUGCAUGAGACAGAACAAGAAAAUGAGCUUGUGAUGUAAAUGGAGGAGCAGCUGUCUGUACAUCAGUCUGAUAUCACUGUAAAAAGUGUUGGUUUACGGCCUCAGUUUAGAAGAGAAACUGUUGCAUGCAUUUAAACAACUGGUCUUUGUGGGUGAUAAGAAACUGCUUCUGCAUUCUCUGUGUGAUGAUCUACACUACAGAACUAUUCUAGUGAGAGUGAGCCUCAUCAGAUGAUUGUCCUGGUCUGUCAAAAGAUGUGUUUGUCAGCUCUUCUUAUGCAAGGUCUUAUUUCUAUCUGAUGCCUUUUAAAUAUUAAGUUAGAUUUAGCUAUAUUACUACUUGCUUUAACCUAAAAAGUCUCCACUAGUGGUAACUGGGGGUUAUUUCUAACUGAAGAUGAAUGACUGAGGCCUAACAAAAUAAUGUCCCUACUCUAAAACUAACAUGGAAAUAACCAACAGAGGGAAUGGACCAUGCCAUUCUACAUCAAAUACAAAUUAUGCAUCAUGCACUUUGGUAGAUUUCAGUCUAAUUAACUGCAGUUAAGGUAAUUAAAUAUAAACCUAUAAAAGAAGAGUGUCUAUGUAGAGAGAGUGAAUGCACUACAUCCUUUUUCAAAACUAAAACGGUACGUCUACUUUGUUCUCAUUGUAUGUGUUGUAAGUGUCCUAAUGCAAGAAACAAGUAAAAGAGCUUUUUUGCGCCUUAACCCAGAGACCUUAAAAUACAUGAUAUUUCACUUUGGCUUAACAUUUUCAUUUUGCCAGUCUCAUGUCAUGAGGGAUAUACUCCAACACCUCAAUGUGAACUGAGGGAAUGGUGUUAAGUGUAUUUCCUCAGAGGCUUGUGAGCUAAAAUUGAAAAUGAUUUGCGAUAAUGAAAUAUUGUUUUAUAUUUAGUACCUUUUUUUUCUAUAGCCUUGAUUCAGAGUUGAAUUAUUUAUGCAGUUAUUUAACAUAACGCAAAAUAUGCAGAACAGUUAUUCUCCGAGCGUUCAUGUGGAAACAUCUAUAAAACCCAGGUCUGAUCUGCUGGCCAACAGCCGUCGUUUUUUUCCCCUGUCACUUUUUGCAGGUGGGGUGUUACAUAUUUUACUUGAUGUUUUCGUUUUGUAUGUAAAUGCAAAUUUAAUGUAAUUUUUUAAAGAAAAUGAUUACUAAUGUUGAAAUUAUUUUUAUUGAGAAAAAGCUUAUGUUCAAAUUUCUUUUUUUACUUGGGUUCUACUUUGGGUUUUUAUAAAUCCAUGCAUUAAAAUGACAGUUGGUCUUGAAGAAAAAAACCUGUCAGCCUCAGUCACACUACAUCGACAGUGACCAAAAACCAAUGUUAUUAAGCCAUGUGUCCAGGUAAUUUUCCAGAUCUCCCUCCCACUUUGUCACAGUAUCCAUAUGAGGAGUGGCAUGUGUCUCUUGACAAUGUAAUUAUAUGGCGGUUAAUGUCCUAUGCAAUAGCCGUGGCACUCGAAAGAGACCAUGGGAAGGAGCAACAAAGAAAGAGGCAGUGGAGUAUUAUGUGUGUUGAAAUUGCCACAGUGUUAAUUUCAGGAGAAAAUUGUGCAUGCCAAAGGAAUUCUUCCAAGUCAGUCAUUUUACUUGAAUAAUUAAUAAAUAUAAACUGUGAACACACAACGAUAAACAGCCCAGUCCCAUUAACAUACACCACCAUCCAGCAGUCAGUGCUAAAGGCUAACUGUCAGCUCGGGAUUGAGGCCUGGAGGAAUUAUUGCUGUUUAAAGGAGGGAAAUGACUGUGACACUGGGUUUGACAGUGUUUGGAAUAGUAUUGGUCAGCAUUACUGAAAUCUUGAGUUAUGAACAGUUAUCUUUCAACUUAACUCUUGUUUCCCUAUUUUUGAUUGUAUAAUCUAUUAAAAAUGGAUUAACUGA
Molecule: messenger RNA, 5741 nt
Organism: Lates calcarifer (barramundi perch)
Lineage: Eukaryota; Metazoa; Chordata; Actinopteri; Centropomidae
Gene: garem1
Product: GRB2 associated, regulator of MAPK1
Biological process (GO): epidermal growth factor receptor signaling pathway; cellular response to epidermal growth factor stimulus
Molecular function (GO): proline-rich region binding
Source: RefSeq, a predicted model, not a curated record